This is a messenger RNA of Podarcis raffonei (Aeolian wall lizard), 2925 nucleotides long. RefSeq names its product gap junction protein alpha 8 (gene GJA8). The transcript has 2 exons. The coding region runs from base 189 to 1454 and encodes 421 amino acids. The record is from RefSeq and is a predicted model, not a curated record. Lineage: Eukaryota; Metazoa; Chordata; Lepidosauria; Squamata; Lacertidae. Gene Ontology annotation, biological process: cell communication. Gene Ontology annotation, cellular component: connexin complex.
UUGGAGCUUACAGACUGCAGGGCAGCUAAAGCCCACCCAUCAGUGCUGAUCCAGUCACAUCUGCUCAGUCGUGCGACAAGGUUGGGGCUUUUAGAGCAGGGAGAAGCUAAAGUUCACCUUUUUUGCUGCUGAACGCCAAGCAACAAGAGGAGCCCAGUUCUUCGGCGGAACCUUUCACUGUGGCAAAAAUGGGUGACUGGAGUUUCUUGGGGAACAUUUUAGAAGAGGUGAAUGAACAAUCCACGGUCAUUGGGAGAGUCUGGCUGACCGUCCUCUUCAUUUUUCGGAUCCUAAUCCUUGGGACUGCUGCAGAAUUUGUAUGGGGAGAUGAACAGUCAGAUUUUGUGUGCAACACCCAGCAGCCAGGUUGUGAAAAUGUGUGCUACGACGAGGCCUUCCCCAUCUCCCACAUCCGACUGUGGGUCCUGCAGAUCAUCUUUGUCUCCACUCCCUCGCUGGUUUAUUUGGGCCAUGCUGCACAUCAUGUAAGGAUGGAAGAGAAAAGGAAAGAGCGGGAAGAAGCAGAGAGGGCUCAGCAAGCUGCGGCACACGAAGAAAACUCACCCCUUGAUCCAGACCGGAAGAGCCCUAUAACCACAAGAGAAGCAAGUUCCAAGGGGACCAAGAAGUUCCACCUUGAGGGAACGCUUCUGAGAACCUACAUUUGCCACAUCUUUUUCAAAACCCUUUUUGAGGUGGGGUUCAUAGUGGGCCAGUACUUCUUAUAUGGCUUCCGAAUUCUUCCGCUUUACCGCUGUGGCAGAUGGCCUUGCCCCAACCUCGUGGACUGUUUUGUGUCCAGGCCUACCGAAAAGACUGUUUUCAUUGUGUUUAUGCUGGCUGUGGCAUCAGUCUCUCUCUUCCUCAAUCUUGUAGAGAUCAGCCACUUAGGCUUUAAGAAGAUCCUGGGUGCUUUCAGGAGGCCAGUGGAACAAGAGCCUCAGGAGACCCCAGAGAAACCCCUUCAUUCUAUCGCAGUUUCAUCUAUCCAGAAGGUCAAAGGCUACAAGUUGCUGGAGGAAGAGGAGAAGCCGACGUUCCACUAUUUCCCUUUGACUGAAGUGGGAGUAGAAACCACCCCCGUUCCCCCCUCAUUCAACGACUUUGAGGAGAAGAUCAGCAUGGAACGCCUGAAAGACCUUUCCAGGGCCUUGGGGGAGCACCUGCCUUCCUACGCUCAUGUGGAUGAACAGGAGGAGGAGAAAGUUGAAGCAGGAGAGGAGCCGGAACAGGAAGUGGCUGAGGCGGCGGCCCAGGAACAGAGGGUGGAAUUGGUGACUGAGGAAGCCCCAGAGAAAGGAGAAGAUGACAAGCAUAUGGAGGAGGAACAAGAGCCAGAGCCACCGGGAGACGACUUGCCUUUACCAUCCGCUGAUCUUACAGCUGACACAAGACCCCUCAGCAGGUUAAGCAAAGCCAGUAGUCGUGCCAGGUCAGAUGAUCUGACUGUAUGAGGGUACUGGCUCGAGUGGCUCUGAAGAAGCCACAGAAAUACAUAUAUAUCUCAGAUGUCUCAAAACAAAGUGCUAAACCAGUCAUUUUAAUAUUAUUUCUUAUCAGUGUUUUUGGCUAGAAAGGUGCUAUCGUGCUAUCAACGCUAACUGCCUUGUCAGUCCUGUUUGUCCUACACAUGGAGCUAGCUGUCCUACAGUGACCCAUUUAACCAAAGAGUCCCUCUUCCUUCACAUACAAAUGCCUCACAUACAAGCGCACUAUAUACAGCACUGACAUCCAAGGGGGAAAGCCUUCCUAAAGCAACGAAGACAGACGUAAUAACUGCGAUCACAACCUGUUUUCAUGCUCCUCUUUUCUCCGGGGAUGCGGGAAGCCUGUUUCUUCAUUUGGUUAUCAUAAGAUAUUGAUAAACUGUUAACUUGGGUAUUUCUUUGUUUGGUGUUUGCUUUGGCCACAACAGUUUUGAUUCUUCCUUCCUUGUUGAGCCUCGAGCGCAAGUUAUUUUCCUCACAAAAAGGGAUACCGGCAAUUAGUAUUGUUAAAUGAGAUCCAUUUAUCCCCCUGUGAAAGAACAAAAGCUGCAGUGUUUGCCUGUGGAGAUAAAUGUGGUUUACUUAUACUUGUAUCCCCUGGUCCAGUUCAGACACUUAACGUUUUGUCCCUGCAAAAUAUCCCAACCCGUUGUUGCAAAGAACUUAUGACUCCUCAGAUACAACAGUGCCUCCUAGGAGCAAUUUACGUGGUUGUGUCAUGCUGCUGUAUUUUUAAAAAAUUGGUUCUGAGGGACAUGUCAAGGACCUGGGUCACUUAUUAUUAUAAUAGCUAUUAAUUAAUUAAUUAUGUUAAGUUGUUUUAUCUUGUCCCAGGCAACCCAAAGCAACUUACAAGCAAAUACUGGUUUCUCUUCAUAAAUGUGGCCUCCAGGACAGAAGAGCACAUCAUCUAGAGCAGUUGUGUGGAACCUCUAGCUCAUGGGCCUGAUUUGACCUCCUCCUAUGACCUGUGAAACUUAGGUCAAGCCAUGGCUCACCCACAUAUACCUUACACCGUAUAUCACCAUCAAGUAAAGGGCAGGUAAAGGUGCAGCUGUGCCGAAAGCCUUGUGUGUUCAGCUGAUUGUCGGCACUUGCAAAAUCCUAAGCAGUGGGGGACAGGUGUUAAAAACAUGACCUGGACUCUGCUACUGAUUUGGUUUAGUUACCUUUCUUAUACUGUCCUACUUUUGCUAGUGGUGGUGGGAAUCCCCUUCUGUUUUCAGGGGGUUAAUCAUCUCUUGCCCCUGCCACACGGGGGAAAUUUUUGAUUGCUUUAUAGGAAGACAUUUCCUUGCAUUUUUGAGGGGGAAAUCGUCUGCCUUACUUUAGUCAACUUUACAAAGUGGCAAGGGUCCCUCCCUCCCUCCAAAUAACUGCUACGGCUCCUUGCUGUAGCUGUGAAGUUCUUCAUAGCCUUAGUGUGGCACCCAAACCC